AUGUCUCAAAUAGAUACGGUGUCACUUCUUAAGGAAAUCAGAUCAGGUGAUUUCAGUGCUUUCAAGUGUAUUGAUCAUUUGAGAAGAAAUUGUGAUUCAAUUGGUAUACAUCAUGCUUUGGUGAAAAGGUUGUAUUCUUACACCUACGAUGAGUUGGAGUUCUUUAUUCCUCAGUUUGUUCAAUUGUUGGUAUCUUUUGACACCAACUCUAUGGCACUUGAAGACUUCUUAUUGGAUUAUUGUACGAAGUACCCUCAUUUUUCGUUGAUUGUGUUUUGGAACUUGCAAGCUUAUGUUUUUGAGUUGAGAAAUGAUCCAGAUUCUACUUCGUUCAAGACUGUUCGUUUAUUUAUAAACAAAUUACAAAACAUUCUUUUCAAUACUGAAGCACUGAACGAUAAACAUGCAGAAUUUAGAGAAAACCUACAGCCAUCCCUUGUCAUGUGUGGUGCUAUUGCCGCAUCGAUUGCUAUUCCAGGUCUAAAUGACUACAUUGCACCAAUUAUAAAGUCACAGGGUAAACAACAGAAGUCAUUCGUGUUCAAAUUGGCAAACUUUCAAAAGUCUUUAACCAAAAAUUUGACGAUGAAGAACAAGAGGUUAUCCAUUGAAGAUUCUGGAGUGGUCUCUGAAGACGAAACAGGUAGCCAGUCGAUUUCAAGGCUAAGUCGCGAGCUGCAUCAACGAUCUUCUUCUGUUCCAAGAAUAGCACCCAAGAAAGUAAGUCUGACGUUCCUGUCCGAUGAUUCAGAAGUUUAUACAACUGACGACGAAAAUGAAGCAGGUGCAAAUUUGUUGACCAGAGCAAUGUCAACCAUGGAAUUGAAAGAUAAGAGCAGAAUACAGCAUGCUAAAUACAGUGAGAUAGCGGAAAACUUGAAGAUCAAUACUUAUAUCAAAUCGAAAAAGAGAGGGCUUAAUCCUGCAGCAAAACAAGGGAUUUCUAGUUUCCGUUCAGAAUCUAUUGAAAGUGACACUUACAACUUUUCGAGAUCACUCCCAGAUUUAUCCAAGGUUCACGAAAGGCCUUCGCUCUCCCCAACCGAAUCUGAAUCCAUUAUUAGUAUAAACAAUUCCGAAUCAACUCAAAAGAUAAAAAGAAAUCUAUCUCAAUAUUCGAAAAAUACGAACACAUCUUCGUACAAUAGCCUUCUCAAGACUCUACAAGUUAAUUAUGCUAAGAAGGAAACUGAGUUUAUUAUGGCUUUGCAAAAUAUAUCAUUGAGGUUGUCCCAAGUACCUAAAGAAGCCAGACUUUCUGCUCUUAGAGCCGAACUUUCUAUCAUUAAUGAUACUUUAUUGCCUUCUGAAAUUGAUAUUCCCCAACUUCUUCCUGUUACUAGUAACAAGAACAAAAAGUAUCAUAAGAUUUUAAGGUUAAGUGUUAACGAAGCAUGUGUUCUCAACUCUGCUGAAAGAGUUCCAUUUUUGCUAUUAGUUGAAUAUCUUAGUGAUGAAAGUGACUUUAAUCCUUUCUCUGAGCAAAAUCAAAAGAUAAUUCAAGCAAAACGCAGUCCAACAACAGAACUUCGAAAGAGAGAGAUCACAAAUGAUAUAAUUGAUAUUACUGAAAAGGAACUCAAGCCACCUACUACUCCUACAGUCAAUCAACAAGAUUUGGAAGUAUUAGGUAUACAAGCAGAAGCGGAUUUGGGCGACUUCCCGAUCCUCUCUCAUAAAAGCUCUGCCCAUGAGCUAAGCAAAUUGAAAAUCACAGAUUCUCCUAAUAUUCUGGAUAAUGAAGGAGACCAUUCGGUUCUACCAAUCAUUACAGGCUCAUCUGCAGAAAUGUCUACCAAAUCUUUGGCUGAUCAAAUGAGAAUUGCCUCAGUAAUGUUGCAGCAAUUGGAUAGCUCUGGUCAAUCGUCUUCGGAGCAAUCCUUGUCAAUCAGAAGCAGGAUUGUUGAAUCCAUGAUCUCAUUGCAAGAUCAGUUCGACUCAAUAAACUUCGAGAAAUUGAAUCAACUCAAAGGUGAUUUGCCUGAUGCUGGUGAGAGAAAGUUGGAGAACGAUUUCAAACUAGGUGAGGAUUGGAAUACCAAAAAGCAAAGAAUAAAAAAAUCAAGUAUUUACGGUCAUUUACCAAAUUGGGAACUAUGCUCUGUUAUUGCAAAAAAUGGUGACGACCUUCCUCAAGAAGCUUUUGCGUGCCAACUCAUAACCAUGAUAUCUAACAUAUGGAAAAGAAGAAGGGCUGGAGCUUGGACGAAACGGAUGAAAAUUUUGAUAACAAGUGCAGGAACUGGUCUCGUCGAAACUAUUACCAAUGCCAUGUCCAUCCACUCCAUCAAAAAAUCACUUACGGAAAUCUCUAUUGCAUCCGGUGAAAAUUCAAAAGGCAGAAUAUUCACAUUACAGGAUUACUUUACUGAAAUUUAUGGCUCGCUUGAUUCACCAAGGUACAAACAAGCGCAAGAUAACUUUGCUGUUAGUUUGGCAUCCUACUCCAUUUUAUGUUACAUUCUCCAAAUCAAAGAUAGGCACAAUGGUAAUAUAAUGGUAGAUAAUGAGGGGCAUAUCAUACAUAUUGAUUUCGGUUUUCUUUUAUCAAACUCGCCUGGAAGUGUGGGAUUCGAAGCCGCACCUUUCAAGCUCACUUCAGAAUAUGUGGAUCUUUUAGGAGGGCAAGAUAGCGCACCUUACAAAAAAUUUGUAACGGUGUGUAAAAACUGUUUCAUUUCAUUGAGAGCUGAAAGUGAACAAAUUGUAAGCAUAGUUGAAUUGAUGCAAAAGGAUUCGACCUUGCCAUGUUUCAAGAAUGGUGAAACAACGAGUGUAUUGCUCAAGCAGAGACUUCAAUUACACUUAACAGACGAUGAGGCGGAGGCAUUUGUUGAAAAUUAUUUGAUAGGCAGAAGUAUUGGCAGCAUCUAUACAAGACUAUAUGACCAAUUUCAAAUGAUCACCCAAGGCAUUUAUAGUUGA
Messenger RNA from Suhomyces tanzawaensis NRRL Y-17324, 2925 nucleotides. It is a transcript of the gene PIKA, whose product is annotated as 1-phosphatidylinositol 4-kinase. The transcript has a single exon. Bases 1 to 2925 code for a protein of 974 amino acids. Lineage: Eukaryota; Fungi; Ascomycota; Pichiomycetes; Serinales; Debaryomycetaceae. Gene Ontology annotation, molecular function: 1-phosphatidylinositol 4-kinase activity. The record is from RefSeq and is a predicted model, not a curated record. Gene Ontology annotation, cellular component: membrane; cytoplasm. Gene Ontology annotation, biological process: phosphatidylinositol phosphate biosynthetic process; phosphatidylinositol-mediated signaling.